Messenger RNA from Schistosoma curassoni, 1251 nucleotides. The record is from the annotation of a GenBank genome assembly. Lineage: Eukaryota; Metazoa; Platyhelminthes; Trematoda; Strigeidida; Schistosomatidae.
AUGGGUUUGUCGAAGCUUAGUAUUUCAGAUGUUGACCUUAAAGGGAAACGUGUUCUUAUUCGAGUUGAUUUCAACGUCCCUAUGAAAGAUGGGAAAGUUACUAACACUCAAAGAAUAGCAGCUGCCAUACCAACUAUUAAAUAUGCCUUGGAUAAGGGGGCUAAGAGUGUCGUCCUAAUGUCCCAUUUAGGUCGGCCAGAUGGGAACAAAGUCGAUAAGUAUUCUCUAAAGCCUGUAUGCCCUGAAGUGUCAAAGUUGUUAGGCAAAGAAGUUACCUUCCUCAGUGAUUGUGUUGGACAUGAUGUAGUUAAUGCGUGUGCUAACCCUGCUCCUGGAAGUGUUUUUUUGUUAGAAAAUCUACGCUUUCACGUUGAAGAGGAAGGAAAAGGUGUCUCACCGACCGGCGAAAAAACAAAAGCCACUGCUGAUCAAAUCAAGGCUUUCAGUGAAAGUCUGACAAAACUUGGUGAUGUUUACGUCAACGAUGCCUUUGGGACGGCACAUAGAGCUCAUGCUUCUAUGGUCGGCUGCCAACUGCCACAAAAAGCCUGUGGAUUUCUCAUGAAUAAAGAACUGACAUAUUUCGCCAGAGCUUUGGAAAAUCCAGAACGUCCUUUCCUAGCUAUUUUGGGAGGUGCCAAGGUUAGCGACAAGAUCCAGUUGAUCAAUAAUAUGCUUGACAAAGUUAAUGAAUUGAUCAUCGGUGGUGGGAUGGCAUAUACAUUUCUUAAGCAAAUACACAACAUACAUAUAGGAAAUAGUUUAUUUGAUGCACCGGGUGCAGAAAUCGUCCACAAAGUAAUGGAAACUGCAAAGGCUAAAAAUGUUGCAAUUCACUUACCUGUUGACUUUGUAACUGCUGACAAAUUUGCUGACGAUGCGAACACUGAAGUAAGAACUAUACAAUCUGGAAUUGCCGAUGGCUGGAUGGGAUUAGAUAUUGGUCCGAAAACAAUUGAAGAAUUCAGUAAGGUGAUUAGUCGUGCCAAAACUAUUGUUUGGAACGGGCCGAUGGGCGUUUUCGAAAUGGACAAGUUUGCAAGAGGAACGAAAGCAGCAAUGGAUGAAGUGGUCAAAGCUACUAAGAAUGGUGCUACAACUAUUAUUGGUGGUGGUGACACCGCAACAUGCUGCGCCAAAUGGGACACAGAAGAUAAAGUUAGUCAUGUCAGUACUGGUGGUGGUGCUAGUCUUGAACUUCUCGAAGGUAAACAAUUACCCGGAGUUGUUGCACUUACGGAUGCUCACUAA